AAACUCUUACUAUAUGUUUAUGUCUUCAUCUAUUUCACAAUGAUCGAUCGAUCGAUCAGUACUUCAUUUUCCACUGUCAGCACGCUAGAUUUGGAGCACAUUGGGUUUGCACAGAUUCUAGGCAGGGCACGGAAGGACGCACGCUUUCAAGAUUCAGGUUGAACCCAAGCUGGACCCCAUCUUCAUGCACACACGUGAAGUUCACGUUUGUGCAUGAAGAUGAAAGAAACAUGAUCUAACUCCAAAAAAUUAUCCGUCAGGUUUUUACAGGGACCUGCUUGGUGGGAAGCAUUCAUAUAUAUGUGGUGCUACCUAGUACACAAUUGCCUAGAUUGAUAUAUGGAUGGGGACGCUCGCGACACGCGGAUAUUAUCACAGAAAUGGUCGAUAUUCUUGGCCGUUUCAAUCUACCCGGUCCCCGAUCGAGCAGGGACCAUGAUAGAUCCUCGUGGCCCCUUAUCGUAUCGUCGCAUGGCUUCGAAGGUAUCGCAGAAGGCAAGUGGCCAUGCCGUGCGCACGCAUCCAUUAACGCCCAGAGUGAGCAUAAAAACAUCAGUUUCUUGCACAUGUAGAAUCGAGCCCACAACCCUUCAGUCCUCUACGAUGUCGGACCAUCAAGCGAUUGUUGAAGCGCUCUUGAUGAAAUCAAUACUUGGCCAAGAGCUCGUUGAUACGAAGUUCCACCUAUUUUCAGGCCGCUCAGCACAUUCACGUAAAGUCUCCCAACUGCAGGCUUUGUCCACCAACGACGUUGUUCUGACAGCGCGCUCCGAUUUUUUGGCCGAGCUAUUGUCCAGAACAGGACCACCUGAUGCUACGUUUGUCGACUUCGACGAUGGUUCAGCGUUCGAGGAUGGCGUGACGCUUGAUGAUUAUGGAUAUGCUUCUGACAGCGAUCUUGAAGACGAAGAAGUUGAAAAAGCUAGUCAAACGCCAGUCACCAACGAAAACGCCGCCACCAAGGGAAACACGAGUGAAUCGGAUGAAAAUGACGAUGGUUUACUUGUUGUGGCGGAUGGUAGGUGCAAAGUUGACUCAACUAUCCACGAUCUCAUCCCACCACAAGCAGUGACACCAAUUACCUCUCCUUCAAUUCAACACAAACUAUCAGUUGUCAACUGCCGGAACAUACUAGUUCGAGACACGGCAUUCAGGACAUGGAAAGCGCUCUUGCUAUAUCUGUACACGAACAAGAUCGUCUUCUCCCCACUCAAGUCUCAGGGACAGCCCAGAGCUCAUGUGGAGGGCCCUAACCCUAGCACGUGGUGGCCUUGCUCACCAAAGUCCAUGUAUCGUUUAGGGUGUAAGGUUCGACUUGACAGUGUUCGUGACCAAGCUUUCGACGCAAUACGCAAUAGUUUGAAUGCAGAAAACAUUCUCCAAGAGCUUUCCUCUUCAUUCACAUCAAAGUAUCCUGCAAUCCUGCAGAUGCAAGUACAAGUCCUAAUCCAGCACAUCGCGUCCGCCCCUGUUAUCCAGAAUAUGCCUUCGCUGAUCAGGAGGAUCGUUGAUUCGCAAUUACCUCAUGGUGCCGAUAUUAUCAUUGAUUUGUACCAAAAAUUCCUGCUGCAGUGCCAUCCUCGAGCGCUUGCGCUUGCAAAUUCGCCGACAGAGAGGGAACCAACCCCUUCCCCACAACCGGCCUUCGGACAGAGUGCCUUCGGCCAGAGCGCCUUCGGACAGAGCGCCUUCGGACAGAGCGCCUUCGGACAGAGCGCCUUCGGACAAAGUGCCUUCGGAAAAAGUGCUUUCGGACAAAGUGCUUUCGGACAAAGUGCUUUCGGAUAA
Suillus subalutaceus is the source of this 1788-nucleotide messenger RNA. RefSeq lists its product as uncharacterized. Lineage: Eukaryota; Fungi; Basidiomycota; Agaricomycetes; Boletales; Suillaceae. The transcript has 6 exons. The coding region runs from base 340 to 1788 and encodes 482 amino acids. The record is from RefSeq and is a predicted model, not a curated record.